Galleria mellonella (greater wax moth) is the source of this 2868-nucleotide messenger RNA. Its product is annotated as muscle LIM protein 1-like. NCBI's taxonomy places the organism in Eukaryota, Metazoa, Arthropoda, Insecta, Lepidoptera, Pyralidae. Gene Ontology annotation, biological process: muscle tissue development; sarcomere organization. The record is from RefSeq and is a predicted model, not a curated record. Gene Ontology annotation, molecular function: actinin binding; structural constituent of muscle. Bases 178 to 1728 code for a protein of 516 amino acids. Gene Ontology annotation, cellular component: cytoplasm; Z disc; nucleus. The transcript is spliced from 12 exons.
GUGCCCCUCCACUGGGGCCGUGUGCAACUCGCGCAUAGACUACGGUUGCGCGUUGCCCUCGCGCAUCAUUCGACCUCCGCGCACCGCAGUCUCGGCAUCACCGCCCUGAACUGUAUACGCGUCCGGGAGCUCGACUCUCGUAGCGACUCGACGAACAGGAUAAGUUAAGCGAGCACAAUGCCUUUCAAACCAGCAGAUAACCCCAAGUGUCCGAAAUGCGGCAAGUCCGUGUACGCAGCCGAGGAACGAGUCGCCGGCGGACUCAAAUGGCACAAGAUGUGCUUCAAGUGCGGACUGUGCCAGAAGUUGCUGGAUUCCACCAACUGCUCAGAACACGAAGGUGAACUGUAUUGCAAAGUGUGCCACGCGCGUAAAUUCGGACCUAAAGGCUACGGCUUUGGUGGUGGCGCCGGCUGCCUUUCCAUGGAUACCGGCGACCACUUGCAACAGGAGAACGCGGGUGUAAGGACAAACGGAGCAUGCUUGGAGCCACGAGUCAUCGCUAAGGCACCCCCGGGUGAAGGAUGUCCUCGUUGUGGUGGAUAUGUCUACGCAGCGGAGCAGAUGUUGGCUCGUGGAAAGGCGUGGCACAGGGAGUGCUUCAAAUGCGGCGACUGCCAAAAACGUCUAGACUCUACCAACUGUUGCGAGGGGCCAGAUAGAGACAUUUACUGCAAAGUCUGUUAUGGGAAGAAGUUUGGUCCUAAAGGAUAUGGUUACGGAAAGGGAGCUGGUGUUUUGCAGAGUGACCCUUACGCCAAUGGAGGUAUUGGACACGGGGGGAUGUCAUCCCUGGGUCUCAUGUGUGAUGUAAAGGACUUGGAGUGGCAAAGUGACCAAGCUCCAAAGACGACGGUAAUUGAUACCGCCAGUAUUAAGGCUCCACCAGGCAAGGGUUGCCCACGGUGUGGUGGCGUUGUUUUCGCCGCUGAACAAGUCCUGGCAAAGGGUCGUGAAUGGCAUCGUAAGUGUUUCAAAUGCCGUGACUGCACCAAGACAUUGGACUCGAUCAUAGCUUGCGACGGCCCGGAUAACGAUGUCUAUUGUAAAACAUGCUAUGGAAAGAAGUGGGGACCCCAUGGUUAUGGAUUCGCUUGCGGCUCUGGAUUCUUACAGACUGACGGCUUAACUGAGGAGGAGAUUUCUGCUAAUCGUCCAUAUUAUAAUCCUGAUACUACCUCCAUAAAGGCACCUAAAGGCCAGGGAUGCCCACGUUGCGGCGGCAUGGUAUUCGCUGCGGAACAACAAUUGGCUAAAGGGACAAUGUGGCACAAGAAAUGCUUCAAUUGCGCCGAGUGCCACCGACCUCUGGACUCGAUGUUGGCGUGUGAUGGCCCCGACAGGGAGAUCCACUGCCGUGCUUGUUAUGCUAAACUAUUCGGGCCAAAAGGAUUUGGCUUCGGCCAUGCUCCUACACUCGUGUCCACAGAUGCGGAACCUACCAUCACCUACACAGAGCAGCUUCCAUUCACUGGUCAGAAGGCUGCCAAAGGACAUGGUUGCCCUCGAUGCGGAUUCCCAGUGUAUGCUGCUGAACAAAUGCACUCCAAGAAUGGCACAUGGCACAGACGGUGCUUCUCAUGUGCGGACUGUCAUAGAUCUCUGGAUUCCACCAACUUAAAUGAUGGACCUAAUGGCGAAAUUUACUGCAGAGGUUGUUAUGGUAGAAAUUUCGGCCCGAAAGGUGUUGGUUUCGGUAUGGGCGCAGGCACAUUAACAAUGGCUUAGUUAAACUAUGAAGCUGGACUUUAUAGGAUUUUAAAAUACUUUAAAUGGUAGCGUGAAAGGAAUUUAAUCUAUUGCUACCUCUUAUCUGCUGAUCUUACCAUUUAUUAAACUGGUUUUAAUAAUGGUUGAUUUUAUCCAAAGAGACUAAUAAAGAAAUAGAUAUAUAUAUAAUAGAUUUUAUGUAAGUGCAAUAAUUUUAUGAUAGGAAGAUAUAAAUUAAAGGUUACAUUCCUUUCAUAUAUGUACAAAUUGUGAUGAAUGUGUCUGGGCCCUUAGUUUAUAGAUUCGUCAUAAAAUAUUGUAGAAUGUAAGGUGCAUAGACUUAAUGUAGAAAUAAGAAGUAAUAAAUAAUUAAAAUAUAAAAAAAAAAAAAUCGAAUUAACUAUUAAAAAAUAUAUAAAAAAUAAAUAUGGCAUUGUGAUUAUACUUCCACAAAUCACUUUAGUGAUGUGGGGUUAAGCAUAAAACUAUCCUGUAAACGCGGAUAAGAUUGCAAAUAAGCAAUCGUUUCGACCGACCAGAUCUUAAUGACAAGGUCUGAAGUGUCAAUGAAGUCUGAUUAGAAAAAUAAAAAACCUGUAUUUUGGGCAUCAUAUUUGACUCCACAUAAUAAUAUUUGACCCUUACAUAAUUAUCAACAAUAUAUACAUUUUUACACCCUGGUGAAUUAAAUAUAUUAAAUAUUGAACAUAUAAAUUUUUGAAAAACAAAUAAUUGCAUGCCUAUAGAGUUUAACGGGACUAUUGUUGUAUUCGCCAUUUUAUUCUAGCAAAUAAAUAUGCAUUUUUUAAAGUACAAACCAUCAUACUUUGACACCAAUCAACUAAAAGAAACUAGCACCAAUUGUUUUCUACAACAUGACAAGGUUUUUUAUUUUUACAGUCGAGCUUUACAUAUUUUUAUAUAUACAUCAAAGAUUUUUUGUACAUAUAAAUUUUGAUAUUUUGUCAUAUAUUAUUGCUUCCGGCACACUAAACUGUGCGUGUAAAUGUUAACUAUAUAUGCUUUUCGAGCUUCUGCCACAUAACAUGCACAAUAAAUCAGAUUUAAUGUUUAAAUUAAGACAGCUUAUCGCAUAUGACAAUAAUCAUAAGACAAUUGUAUAAUUUAUUAUUUUUACUCAAUAAAAAAAUUAUUGAA